UCCUCCUCCCAGCUCUGUCUUGGCCUGCUCAGAAGCUUCCGCCCCGUUAGCCUAAACGCCCGGCCCCCUCCUCAGGCCCGCUUUGCGGGGCAGACCCGCGAGCCUGGAGCGCGGCGGCUCCUUUUCCCCCGGGAUCCGUGGCGGACACAGUGUGACCUUGGGCAAAUCUUGCUUGCCGGGCCUCAGUUUCCCUACUUGCAGGAGGGAGUUGGGGGUGGGAAGUGAAUUUAAUGAGCUGAAUGGCCCCGUCCCAGCUCUCACAUCCUGAGGCUUUGUGACUUGCUGGGCAGGGUGGGGACAUGAAAGGGUCCUUAACACAGUCCCCACAUUAUCACUGUACCCAGCAGGUCUUAGCCAUGAACUCCCCUGGAGGAAGGAGGCAGGAAGCUGCAGGACCCAGGGGUAGAAGGGCUCACAGACCCCGGGAACAGCGGGUCACUCAGAGUUCAGGGUGGGCAGCAGGGCAGGAGCACUACAGGGACCAGGGGCCACCUCUGGGCUCUUACAGGACCGAGAUGUGCAACUGUCCAAGGCUUUGUCCUAUGCUCUGCGUCACGGGGCCCUGAAGCUGGGGCUUCCCAUGAGGGCUGAUGGCUUCGUGCCCCUGGAUGCCCUCCUCCAGCUGCCCCAGUUCUGCGGCUUCUCAGCUGAGGAUGUUCGGCGCGUGGUGGACACCAACCAGAAGCAGCGGUUCGCCCUGCAGCCAGGGGACCCCAGCACUGGCCCUCUCAUCCGGGCCAAUCAGGGUCACUCCCUGCAGGUACCUGAGUUGGAGCUGAUGCCCCUGGAGACCCCCCAGGCCCUGCCCCUGACGCUCGUCCAUGGCACAUUCUGGCGGCACUGGCCUUCCAUCCUGCUCAAGGGCCUGUCCUGCCGGGGAAGGACACAUAUCCACCUGGCCCCAGGACUGCCUGGGGACCCCGGUGUCAUCAGUGGCAUUCGGCCAAAUUGCGAAGUGGCCGUGUUCAUCGAUGGGCCCCUGGCCCUGGCAGACGGGGUCCCCUUCUUCCGCUCUGCCAACGGAGUGAUCCUGACUCCGGGGAACGCCGAUGGCUUCCUGCUUCCCAAGUACUUCAAGGAGGCCCUGCAGCUACGCCCUACCCGAAAGUCCCUGUCCUUGGCUGGUGAUGAAGAGACCGAGCGUCAGCGUGGCCCCAAGCACAGCGCCAGAGGAAAAAGGAUGACCCAACAAUAAAAUAUUUAUUUAAAAAAAAAAAAAAAA
Molecule: messenger RNA, 1222 nt
Organism: Neofelis nebulosa (Clouded leopard)
Lineage: Eukaryota; Metazoa; Chordata; Mammalia; Carnivora; Felidae
Gene: TRPT1
Product: tRNA phosphotransferase 1
Exons: 7
Coding region: 581-1195 (204 amino acids)
Biological process (GO): tRNA splicing, via endonucleolytic cleavage and ligation
Molecular function (GO): tRNA 2'-phosphotransferase activity
Source: RefSeq, a predicted model, not a curated record